Eimeria maxima is the source of this 1767-nucleotide messenger RNA. RefSeq lists its product as hypothetical. The record is from RefSeq and is a predicted model, not a curated record. The transcript has a single exon. Bases 1 to 1767 code for a protein of 588 amino acids. Lineage: Eukaryota; Apicomplexa; Conoidasida; Eucoccidiorida; Eimeriidae.
AUGUCUGGUGAUUCAUCAUCUAAAGCAGCAGCAGCAGCAGGAACAGUAGCAGCAGCAGCAGCAACAGCAGCAGCAGCAGCAGCAGAAGCAGCAGCAGAGGAGAAGAAGAUGAAGAAAUUAUCUCCUGUACCUACAGAGAAGGAAUUAGAGUCUGAUGUCUUACCUGAUGAUUUGCUGCAGCGUGUGCAGCAAGCAGCACCAAAUAGAACAGCAGAUGAGCAGCAGAAGCUGCUGCAUGCACUGCAUGCAUCGCAUGCAGCAGCAAUAAAAUUAAAUAAAUUAGGCAAAGAAAUAACACAAGAAAAUCUCCUUAAGGCAGGAGUAUCUAUUAAGAUGCAGCAAAUGGUAGCAGAGGCCCUAGGCAUACAGCAGCAGCAGCAGCAGCAACAGCAGCAGCAGCAGCAGCAGCAGCAGCCAUUGCAGCAUCAGCAGUUAGACCAACUACAACAAGUACAGUUGCACCAGCAGCAGGUAUUGCAACAGCAGGGACUACAGCAGCAGCUGCAGCAGCUGCAGCAGCAGCAGCAGCAGCAGCAGCAGCCAUUAGUAAGACUUGGCUCCCUUGAGCUACAAACAGGCCAAUGGCUACGUGGCGCUGCAGCAGGGAAUGGUAUAGGCCUAUGGUCUAAUACAGCAGCAGGAGCAGGAGGAGCACCGCAACAAGGGGCAGCAGCAUCAGGAGGAGGAGGAGGACAAGGACAAGGAGGAGGAGGAGAAGAAGAAGACCCAUUAUAUAAAAGAUUAAUAGAGAAUACUCCGUUAAUGGGAGAAAAAGAGAGAGAAAUGUUAUGGAUAGAUAUAAAGGAAGCAAGAACAGCAGCAAAAAAUUUAAUAAAAAAAGGAAAAUUACCAACAAAAAAAAACCUAAUAAAAGAAGGAAUAAGUAUAUCUAAGCAGAAUAGUAUAGCAUGGGUAUUAGGUAUACCCUUUAAUAGCAGCAGCAGCAGCAGCAGCAGCAGCAGCAGUAGUAGUAGUAGUACAUGGAAACAUUGGUGGGGAGAAUUAGGGCUAACAGAAAAGGUAUUAUACUGUAUAGGUCUGCUGCUGCUGCUCCUCCUUCUUGCUGCUGCUGCUGUAUAUCUAAGAAAAAAGAUUAUUAAUAGCUAUAAACGCAUGCGUAGUAUAAGGAGGGAGGCGUGUCUGCUGCAGCUGCAGAGGGAGAGCAGGAGACGUCGUCGUGAGAGGGAGAAGCAGCAUUUGCUGCUCCUGGAGCAGCAACUGCAGCAGCAGCAAAAAGUACUGCAGCAGCAGCAAACUAUUAAUAAGAAGGCAGCAAGCACAUUCAAGGAAUUACGUCUUAAGACUACUAUGUUAGAUAAUACGCAUGCAGCAGCAGCAACAGCAGCAACAGCAGCAGCAACAGAAGGUAAUCCUCCUGCUGCUGCUGCUGCUCCUACUCUAUCCAAGAGACAUCUAAGAGGAUUUACACUAAAGGGGCAGGCAAUCAGCAGCAGCAGCAGCAGCAGCAACAACAACAACCACCAUCUACAUGGGGAUAGUGGUGUCGCCUCCCGCAUGCAUGGUGGCAGCAGCAGCAGCAGCAGCAGCAGCAGUAGUGCAGCAGCAGCAGCAAACACCGCCGAGGAAGCUGCUGCUGCUGCUGCUGCUGCUGCACCCCACACUCUUCAUAAGAGAGAGACAGCAGCACCACGCAGCAGCCAUACAAUGCAUGCAGACACAGAGGGACACCUCCACCACCGCAGCAGCAGCAGCAGCAACAACAACAACAACAACAGCAGCAACAGCAGCAAAAAGCCCCCACGAUGA